CGACCGGGAACGUGCUAGAUUAUGGGUGGAAAGUUCAUUUCCUACAAGUCCUAUCGUCUAAAAGCACCAUACCUACGUUGACCAUCUUAGCAAAACUGCUCUUUUCAGUUUCAACUCUUCCCGCUUGAACGUGAAAGAGGUUUGAGUAUAAAAUAACGGGGACAUCAGUAUCACUUGCAAGGGGCGGAGAAGGAAUAGAUAUGCCAGAUCAUGCUUAUUUAGAGAAUAGUCCAAACGGAACUUACGACUACUUCUAACUAGAGCGGAUGCUGAGCAAGCGCGUGGUGUCACGGAGACCGGCAAGGUGAAUGAUGCUGCUCUCUUCGAGGCUUUCCUGUACGAAAGCGUCGCCAGCGUGAAAGCCCGCGUCACUGCGCUCUACCGGACGACCUAUAAACUGAACCAGUGGGUGAAGACACCCGCAUCAGCAGUGGUGCCGAAAGAAGAAGCAGUAGGAAAGGAGCCUGCUUUGCUGCAGUUAGGAACGAUUACAUCCAGCAAGAAAUCAGGUAAAAAAUCAAAAUGCUGUAAGAACAAUGCAUGGAUGCCGAUGGUUUUUUGUCGUGCCUUCACCUUUUUGUUGUGUGCUUCAUGGCAGGCGAGUUAGUCCCUAGGCGCAAUAUGUCCAUCAUGAUGAUGUUAGAUAUGUUUUCGUGUUCUACUUUUCCAAACCAGGAGGAGCUGCGGAGGCGCGUCCCAGCACAGAGGAGGACCUUGUACAGCCCUACUCGCACCUCUUGUUUUAUCUCGAGCAACUGGGUGAGUGUGGCUUGGUCCGCGG
Molecule: messenger RNA, 781 nt
Organism: Amoebophrya sp. A25
Lineage: Eukaryota; Dinophyceae; Syndiniales; Amoebophryaceae
Source: the annotation of a GenBank genome assembly